This is a messenger RNA of Gossypium arboreum, 2157 nucleotides long. RefSeq lists its product as uncharacterized. The record is from RefSeq and is a predicted model, not a curated record. Lineage: Eukaryota; Viridiplantae; Streptophyta; Magnoliopsida; Malvales; Malvaceae. Bases 791 to 2029 code for a protein of 412 amino acids. The transcript has a single exon.
CCACUUCUUUACCUACCAGCACCCACCUGUUGUUUGUAAAUAAGCAAUACAAAAGCCCGCUCACCAAUAGCGAACAAACACGUUAUUUCAAGUAAACAUUUUUUACCUGUUUGCCACAUUCUAUUCCUCUCUUACUCUUCCCAACUUCAGCGCAAAAUUUAGCUUUCAAUCUCUUCCAGACCCCCCCCCCCCGGCCCAAAAGAAAAAAAAACAAAAACAAAAAUCUCUUUGCCUUUUUUGAUGAAUUUCUCGAUUGAUGAUCAUUAGCAGAAGGUAAUCCUUUCAUGAAUUUUUCUUCUUUUUCUUCAAUACGAUGAUCAAAAUCAUUUGUUCAAGUUUUUGCAGCUUUCCCAUUAUUCCUCUUUAGAUUGUCAAACAGUACAAUAAAAGUUGAAAAUUUCCCUUUUUAGAUCUUGUUGAGGAUUUUAAUUGAUUUUAUGGGCCUUCGCUGAAUUUCGGUCGUGAUUAGAUAUGGGAUUCUAGAGCUUUGGAGGAUUCUUGGGAUAUUUAUAUGAUAAUAGGUCAUAAAUUUUAAGUCCACCCCAGUUUCUCGGUACUUUUUCCGUUUGGUUUGUAAGAAGAAGGUAGGUGUUAAAACUUAUAGCUUUUUAGGGUUUUUUUCCUGGUUGAUCUAAGAGAGAAACUUGGUUUGAUUGACCGCAACUAAUUGAAUCGGGUCUGUGAGGUUGGGUUUCUGUUUUAUUGAAUAUUCCAGCAAUAGAUAAACAAUGGAACUUUAAGCUUUUUCCUGCAAGGAAACGAUAAGUUGGGUGUUUGGAUUUCGGCGUAGAUGGAUGAUUCGGGUUUGGAAUGCGGAUUUUUAUCAGGUCCGAAUGGAGGGUUGUUUGAUCUUGAGUCAUCCAUUCAGAGAGAGCAGCAGCCACAGAAUCAUGUCGUCAUGAUGACUGGCCUCGGAAACGAGCACCGCUCCACUGGAUUAACGGAAGCAAAAGGCUCAAGCCAGAAAGGUUUUCCGAUGAAUUUUGGUAAAGGGAAGGGAGUUAGUCCGGUGAUUGCUAUAACUGAUGGAAGCAUGAGUGAAGAAGAUGAACCAAGUUACAACGAAGAUGGAAAUGGUGAGAAGAGCGAAGGCAAGAAUGGAUGGCCAUGGAAGAGAAUGAAAUGGAAGGACAAUGUGGUUAGGCUUCUAAUAGCAGUGGUUUCUUGUGUGGGAGAUGAAGAAGGUGUGGAGGGGCUUAAGCGAAAAUCCAGGAUUCUGCAAAAGAAGGGAAAGUGGAAAACGGUAUCCAAGAUUAUGAUUAGUAAAGGUUGUCAUGUUUCACCUCAACAGUGUGAGGAUAAAUUCAAUGACUUGAACAAGAGAUAUAAGAAAUUGAAUGAUAUUCUUGGGAGAGGAACUAGUUGUAGAGUGGUGGAGAACCCUUCUCUAAUGGACUCUAUGCCUCACCUCUCCCAAAAGGCGAAGGAUGAUGUAAAGAAAAUAUUGAACUCUAAACAUUUAUUUUACCAGGAAAUGUGUGCUUACCAUAAUGGACAGAGUAUACCCAAUUGUCAGGAUCUUGAUCUGCAGGGAUGUAUACCUUCUGAGAGAUGCUUGAAAGACAAUAACGGGUCCCAUGAGGAAGAAGUUGACAGUGAGGAUGAUGAUGAUAAUGAUGACGACGAUGAUGACAAUGACGACGAUUAUGCUGUUUGUAAGGAGGAAAGGAUGGGUGAGGUGAAGGAGAGGAAGAAAGCAAGUGCAGAGUGUGGUGGCCAUGAUGGUUUCAAGUUUCAAGAGGGAACAAGGUCAUCAAUGGUGGGAAAGGAUCGGAUAAAGAGACAGAUGGUGCAACUUCAGGAGGAAAGAGUGAAGUUGCAGACAGACGCUUUUGAGCUGGAAAAACAACGGUUUAAGUGGGUGCAGUACUGCAGCAAGAAAGACAGAGAACUGGAAAGGUUAAGGUUGGAGAAGGAAAGGAGGAGGCUGGAGAAUAAGCAGAGUAUAUUGCAACUGAGGCGAAAGGUAGUGGAAGUAGGCUCACUUGGCAUUGAUAGACAGAGUCAGAUUGAUAUGUGCAGUCAUUAAUAGUUCUCCUAUCACACUUAAAUUGUUAAAGCCUAGAGGCUACAAGUCAGACUUGCUCUUUUUCCAUACAUGUAAAGUAACAUGUUAAUCUUGAGAGGUAAUGCACGUUGAGCUGAAUUUAUCAAAAA